Molecule: messenger RNA, 1577 nt
Organism: Pistacia vera
Lineage: Eukaryota; Viridiplantae; Streptophyta; Magnoliopsida; Sapindales; Anacardiaceae
Exons: 8
Coding region: 167-1330 (387 amino acids)
Biological process (GO): regulation of peptide transport
Cellular component (GO): membrane
Source: RefSeq, a predicted model, not a curated record
AAGAGCAUUGAAGCACACGCUAGCUGGAGCUGAGAUCCCACCAAAGUUAAGUUACAUUACGUUACAUGUCGGCGAGGGGGCGGAGUGAAAAGUAAAUAAAGUUAACAAGUUUAAAGAUCUGAAAGGAAUAACAGAUCUUUCUGCUUGUUUCUGAUUUGAUUUUACAAUGAGUUGGAGAUAUAGAGCUGGUUUGUUCUUGAUAGCUGCUGUUGUUAUUAUAUGGGUCACCUCUGCAGAAGUCACCCAGGGUAUCUUUACCGACUACAAGCAGCCAUUUGCAGUGACAUAUCUAGGAGCUUCUCUCAUGGUAGUUUACCUCCCAAUAGCAUUCAUUAAAGAUUGGUUAUGUAAUUUUCUAAAGCGUCGCUCAUCUAAAAGUGGUAAAGAUGCAGAAAGUCUGAAUGGGUCUUCUGCUGCACUUGAUUCUCCUUUAGGACACAAAAUUUUUGAAAUGGAGCUUCAAGGAACAUACACUAGAAAAGACAGUGAAGUGGAUUUAUCAUCUCAUGAGGAGGGAUUGCCAUUGGUUUCGAAACUCAAAGAUGACUCACAUAAAGAGCUUACAACCAAGGAGGUUGCAAAGUUUGGAUUUUAUAUUGCCCCUAUCUGGUUUUUAACAGAGUAUUUAUCAAAUGCUGCCCUUGCGCGUACAAGUGUUGCGAGUACAACAGUGUUAUCAUCAACUUCUGGACUUUUUACACUUUUCAUUGGUGCUUUCCUGGGGGAAGAUAAAUUAAAUGUGUCAAAAGUAGUUGCAGUCUUUGUCAGCAUGGCUGGUGUUGCCAUGACUACUCUUGGAAAAACUUGGGCUGCUGAUGAGUCACAAUUAAGUGCUGCUGCCAAUGGGAAACGCUCUUUGGUUGGAGAUCUUUUUGGCCUUCUCUCGGCCGUGUCAUAUGGACUAUUCACAGUGCUGCUUAAAAAGUUUUGUGGUGAGGAAGGAGAAAGAGUUGAUGUACAAAAGUUGUUUGGAUAUAUAGGAUUGUUCACACUUGUAGCUCUAUGGUGGCUGGUUUGGCCAUUGUCAGCCUUGGGCAUCGAGCCCAAGUUUACGAUUCCUCAUUCAGCUAAAAUGGAUGAAGUUGUUAUUGCCAAUGGCAUUGUUGGUAGUGUCCUUUCAGAUUACUUUUGGGCAUUAUGUGUUGUAUGGACCACUCCGCUAGUGGCCACAUUGGGGAUGUCACUCACCAUUCCACUCGCUAUGGUGGCAGACAUGGUCAUUCAUGGCCGUCACUACUCAGCAAUAUACAUUCUUGGCUCAGCUCAGGUUUUUGCAGGAUUUGUAAUAGCAAAUCUUUCAGAUUGGUUUUCAAAGAAGCUGGGACUAUAGCAUUGCGUAAAACUGGCAAAUCCAAAUUCUUUACUGGGGCAUUCUCCCUUCCAUUUUGUAUCUGAUUUAACAUUAUACUCUUCCUCCUCAGUAUGAGUUCUUGGCUUUCAAAAGUAGAGGAUGAAGUUACUUCUGUAAUUUGUGAACUAAAAUUGAUUCUGUAAAUGAAAUUUUUGUUGUCUUGCCAUAAAUGUAGACAAUCCCUUUUGGUAGAAAAAAAGAAAAAGAAAAAUCAUUUGUUUUUUAA